Rhodotorula graminis WP1 is the source of this 198-nucleotide messenger RNA. RefSeq lists its product as uncharacterized. The annotation marks the transcript as partial. The record is from RefSeq and is a predicted model, not a curated record. The transcript has a single exon. Gene Ontology annotation, cellular component: nucleus. NCBI's taxonomy places the organism in Eukaryota, Fungi, Basidiomycota, Microbotryomycetes, Sporidiobolales, Sporidiobolaceae.
UGGCGCAAGCACCAGAACGCGAUGCGCACCAAGUUCCCCGCCGGCUGGUCGCCGCCCAAGCGCCUCUCGCGCGAGGCCAUGGACCUCGUGCGCACGCUCGCGCGCUCCGACCCGGCCCAGUACACGGUCGCGCGCCUCGCCGACCGCUUCAAGGUGUCGCCCGAGGGCAUCCGCCGCAUCCUCAAGAGCAACUUUGAG